AUGGUGGCCACCACCUUAGCCCAGGACGACUCCCCGUUCUUUUCCCUCCUGCCACCGGAGAUUCGGGAGUUGAUCUACCAGGACAUCUGGAGCGAGAGUGGUUCAAGGCAACACAUAUACAAGGACAACGACAAGUGGUCUCAUGUUCCCUGCGUGGCAGACUACUCCACUGGAGAUACUCGUUUUGAGAAGUUCACCCAGAGCGCCAGAGGAUCGCAGGAGGAGUACUACUGGGUGAAGCGGUUGAAGUCGGAAUGGUGUUAUCACUGGUGCUGCGAGCAGUCGACAGCCAAAUGGCACAGGGCCCAAAACCCCAACGACUCGUGGAGGGAGGAGAAUGUCGGACAUGCCGGGCCCAGUGGCUUCAUGAACCCCAUGCUGGUGUGUAAGAGGAUGUACCGCGAAGCCCUCCCCUCCCUCGUCGCCAACACCACCUUCGUCUUCACCGACCUCCUCGAAGCACACGGAUGGCUCUCCCUCUACGGCGGCAACCCCGAAAAGCUCCCCAUCCGCUCCCUUGAAAUCUGCAUCCUCACCACCCAGCUCAUGACCGAGCUCUACUUCCCAACCUCGGAAGAAAACGAAGGCCCCAACCCUGCCUUUGGCCACGGCAACAGCAGCAACGGUCGCAGCGAGGACUCCCACCCCGGCAUCACGAUGCACUCCAACCCCUGGCAGCGCGUCUGCGACCAGCUCGCCCUCUUGCCCAACCUGCACAGCCUCCACAUCUGGUUUCACACGAGGGACCUCCGGGACUGGCACAAGCGCAUGAGCGAAACCCGCUUCUUUGCCAAGCUCUUCAACGUCAAGGUCAAGGACAGGAACCAGUUUGUCUUGGCCCUCCCGGACCUGCCCCUCAAGCCAAAGCGUGGACUGCCCAGCCACCACUUUUUUGAGAACGAGACCCUGGAGGGGGCACCGUUUGUGGUUGAGAGGGGACCGAGACCGAAUAAUUGGCGAGUGCAUCUGAUGGCUUCGGGGUUGAGGGGCCCAUGA
Molecule: messenger RNA, 996 nt
Organism: Podospora anserina S mat+
Lineage: Eukaryota; Fungi; Ascomycota; Sordariomycetes; Sordariales; Podosporaceae
Exons: 2
Coding region: 1-996 (331 amino acids)
Source: RefSeq, a predicted model, not a curated record